AUGCAACGACAUAGCCAUCGCAUUCUCGCUAUCUUGACAUUGGCCGCCGUAGUUGUCGGCCAGGAGUGCUACUUUCCUGAUGGUUCCCGUGAUCUUGACGGGAUACCAUGCCCCAGGGUUGGUGACGAUAAUGCUGUCGCAUGCUGCGGUAGCUCCAGUCACUACUGUCUCACCAAUGGCCUCUGUUUAGAGCCAAAUGCGUGGACGAUGUACCGCAAUUCCUGUACAGAUAAGGAAUUCCGAGCCAGCGGGUGUCCAACAAUUUGCCGUGACAGUACUCGAGGGUCCCACAGCGGCGUCAAUUAUUGCUUCGAUGGCGCUAUCUGGACGUGCAAUGGCCGGAACGACUGUGCCAAAGGCAACUUUACGAUGCCGCGGCCAAAGGGCAGACUCUUGUUGAACACGGCUGUGGCCGUGGAUCUAGGUAUCGAGCCCACGUCCACGGGCGGCGGACCCAGCGGCACAGCGAUUCCCGUCUGCUCAAGUGCGGCAGAAUCUAGCGAUCGUAUCCCCGCUGGCGCAGCGGCAGGUAUCGGUGUUGGCAUCGGUGUACCGCUGACAAUCGCGGUCGCCGUACUCACAAUACUGCUGCUACGAGAGAAAAAGAGAACAAAAGCGGCGAACUUGGCACUGGAUACCAGUAGAUCGACGCCCACAGUCUCGGUUGCAUCUCCUGCAUAUGCCAAACUCGGAUAUUCGAGAAGGGAUGGGCAGCAAUCAACAACCCCCGAAUUACCUCCAGAACCAACCGUAAGGCACGAGCUACCACAAUAG
Molecule: messenger RNA, 774 nt
Organism: Colletotrichum truncatum
Lineage: Eukaryota; Fungi; Ascomycota; Sordariomycetes; Glomerellales; Glomerellaceae
Source: RefSeq, a predicted model, not a curated record